Molecule: messenger RNA, 3691 nt
Organism: Micropterus dolomieu (smallmouth bass)
Lineage: Eukaryota; Metazoa; Chordata; Actinopteri; Centrarchiformes; Centrarchidae
Gene: bcl2b
Product: BCL2 apoptosis regulator b
Exons: 2
Coding region: 512-1198 (228 amino acids)
Biological process (GO): extrinsic apoptotic signaling pathway in absence of ligand; intrinsic apoptotic signaling pathway in response to DNA damage; negative regulation of intrinsic apoptotic signaling pathway
Cellular component (GO): mitochondrial outer membrane
Molecular function (GO): protein homodimerization activity; protein heterodimerization activity
Source: RefSeq, a predicted model, not a curated record
AAGAGUACUCAGUCCGACCUUGUCUGGCUCACGGUCCCGCGCCUUGUUGUGCGUAAACGCCGCUAAAAUAGUUGGCGGCGUUCAAAGCCCCUUCAGGCGCGUACAACUUUGGACUUGAUUCAUGUUUUUAUUUGCAACACAUCCACGUCUGGGUGAUGUGCACAGGAAUAGAUCAACACUACUCCAAACCUCUUCCGCAUAUUGGAUUACUGUGCAAAGAGAAGGUCGCCAAUGUCCCUCCAAGGAUUCUGGAAAUGAAGACUGCUGCUGACACGGAUUCGGUAUUUUUCGACUUUUGAAACGUUUGUCUGCGCAGUUUUAAUCAAGGGCUUUUCUUCAACUCACGAAGCAUUUUCUCCCUGCGCGGGACUGCUCGUUGAAUUGCUUAUAUUUGAAUAUAAUCGAGUUUUGGAUGAACCCUGUGCUGUGCGUUUUGCAGUGCGCACAUUCGAUCAUAAUGCAUGUUAUUUAGGACAGAAUCUGUCUAUAUAAAGUGCCAAAUUCAGCCGAAAUGGCCAACGAGUGUAAUCGCAACAUUGUGGAAAAGUACAUCUGCCAUAAACUCUCCAAACAGGGCUACGUGUGGGGAUUUGACGAUGUCCGGGAUGAAGAUGCUGCUAAUAAUGGGUCAAUAGUUGCCCCUCCACCGACUUUGGUCCGCCGGUGCCGUGAAGACAGCACCGGGCCUGACAGCGAGAGCAUCGCCCACCUCUGCAAACGGCUCCCCCAGUCCGACCCGCACGCCGCCAUCCACAGAGUCCUGCGCGAGGCUGGAGAUGAACUUGAAAGACUAUACCAGCCGGACUUCACGGAGAUGUCGCGGCAGCUGUAUCUCACCUCCACCACGGCGCAGAGAAGGUUUGCCGAGGUGAUAGACGAACUGUUCCGGGACGGAGUGAACUGGGGCCGGAUUAUCGCUUUCUUCGAGUUCGGGGGCACGGUGUGCGUGGAGUGCGUGGCGAAGGAGGGGAUGACCCCACAGGUGGACAACAUCGCGGAGUGGAUGACAGAGUACUUAAACGGACCUCUGAACAGCUGGAUACAAGAUAACGGGGGAUGGGAUGCCUUUGUGGAGCUGUAUGACAGACAGAGGGACUCCAUCUUCAGUUGCUCCUGGCCCUCCAUUAAGACGGUUUUCGGUCUGGCUGCACUUGGGGCAGCUAGCCUCACCAUCGGAGCAUACCUAACACAGAAGUGAACAAGCCCUCUUUCUACCAGCGUGACUUUCUUUCUCAUCCUCCUCCUCCUCUUCCUCGUGCCUCUCUUUUUUCCUUUUAAAGGCGCCCCUGACCCCUCAGAGACAACCUGCAGACUAUUCCGAAUCUGGCUCUCUUCAAAGCCCUCUCUCAGAAAACUCCCUCUUCUUCACCCCUCCACGUCAAAACAGACACACAUCAAAACAACUAAAGCAACCCCGAUGCACAGCCCAUACGGAGCAAAGGACGUCUUGAAAAGAGGCAGCUUAGAUGUAAUCACACUAAGCUGAGUGCAGCUGAGGAGAAAAGAGGAUUUUAUUUUGUUCUGCCUGCUUCUGUACUAGUUAUAGCAUGAAUGUUGAGUGUUAGUGUAGACGUUGCAUGUGUCAGAGCUCAUGCGGGACCUCUAUUUGGAGGCCUUGAUGAUAGGGGUGCAGGGACAAUGAUGCCCCACACUGGAGAGGCCGCAGCCCCGCCCCUGCUUGUUAGGGUGACAACCCCGUUUGAACUGUGGACUCCAGUUACCCCCCUGAAGCCGUCCUUCAAAGGACUUCCUCCACAGAACAGCUGCUCAGAAUGUAUAAUGGAAACAGCUUGCUACAACCAGCGAGUUGUGUGUCUACUGCUUUCACUCCUCAGACAGCUCCAGUGAACUCUGAACACAGUGCACCAUUAUACCCUCCCUGGCCUUUAGUAUGUAGAGGAAGGGCCAGUGGAAGACUGAGUUGUGCCGAUCUUUCUUUUGCAGAGAUUUUUGAAAGCGGAUUGCGAUUUUUAUGCUGGUUUUAAUUUUUGCAGCACGCCAAACCCCAAAUUGUGAAAUUUUACCGCAGAAAAAGAGGAGAAUGGAAUUCUUUUUUUCAAGGAGUGAAAGACAUGCCAGGAAGCCUGUUGUUGCAGAAAAAAGUCAUACGUUGGUGAAUAUACUGAGAAGAAUGUUGAGCACAGCACACAAGACCGAGGUAGAAGUAAAAGAAACAGUGCAUUUUGCGUCUUAAGAAGAGAGUAGGCCCCUGCAACAUAAAGGGACCAGAUUUUAAGUGUGCAUUCCUCGAGCAAAGCGACAUGAACGAGACCGCUCCAAGGCUAAAAUAACUCCCCUUUAAAAGCAUCAUCACAGAUUAGCACCAAGCAACUCCAAGAGCUAUCAGUUCUUUUCUAUUUUCUACCUCUGUUGCAGCUUUCUUACUCUUAACUCAGUCCAUUUGUGGUCAGACUGUUUGGGCUCACCCAGGUUUCUGAGCUGACCCUGUCAACACGUGUCCUCCAGCUGACGAGGCCCCACUGAGAUUCUGUAACGCAAGAAUCCACUCUUACAAAGACGCCUGUUGACGUGGACUGAGGAAAAACUUCGCCUCGCCACAGAUGACUGAGUGGAACACCACGGCAGAAGGGUUUCAGUUUAGGGCUAAGGCCAGCGUGUCCCGUGAGCUGGAACCUGAGAUGUCCCUUCUCUCCGGUCUGCAAAUGCAUUCAGUCAUUGAUUUGUUCCUUCCAGCCUGUUUUAUUGAUGUUUGUCUUGUGUUACAGUCUGAUAAAAAAUAUGGAAAAGCUCCACAUGCUCCAAAAUAUUUUGUUGUACACAGUACUUAGCAAGUUGGUUAUGAAAAAGUGAUUUAUUUUACUUUCCUGUCAUCAACUUUGUUGUUGCAUGGACGAAAGAUACUGUCUCCACACAUAAAUAUUCACCGUGUGUAACCAUAUUUAUAACAGAAUAGGGUAGAAGAUAACAAAUAACAGCAAAGGAGUUGCAUUUUCUAUUUAUUGAGAGGUACCAGAUCACAGAUUUUUUAACAGUACUUUGAUGAAAAAAUGUUUUUUCACUUUUUUCUAUCUAUGGAAUCACACUGUAACUACAUUUUUUCCCUUAGCUGCUAUUAUAACAAGAAAAAAUGUAUAAAAAGUGAAUUUCUGUGUCGUAUUAAUGUUGGCUUAAGGCUGCUAUAAUGUCAUUUUAACUUUCACUUACAGCUUAAACUGCCACAGAUUAACAGUAUAGUUCUAGAGAGCUGGAAACCAAAGUUAACUUGUAUUGAUCUUUUAAUUUAAAAAAAAAAGUAGCUUAAGGAGAAUACAUGUCGCCUCUGUACUAUACUGUACUAUAUCAGCUUAACUUUUGUCAACUUUGUGCUCCGGUAAAGACUCAGUGCUUAUCUGUAAAAUGUUGACCUGCCAGACUUGUCUCAGUUAUCACCAUAAACCCCCCAAUUCCCAUAACAACAGCUCACAGUGUGUGAUACUCCUAGUGAUGUGUCAGAGACAAAGAGGAGGUGAUUUAUGAGCAGGAAUAAGAACUGGUUAACAGCAAUAUGUGAUUUUUAUAUUCUCUGUGCAUAUAUGAAUGUAGGCACUAUGGUUGCGGUAGGCUACUGUUUUAUGUCUAUAAUCACAAACCUGUAGCACUUAAAAAAAGUGAAUUGUUUUGUUGUUUACUGCUAUAUCCAUGAUAAGCUAGCGGGAUCAUAUUGUUCCUAAUAAACCAGAUUUCUCAAGCA